CGCUGAAAAGAAUUCUAAUAUUAAUUUUAAAUCAGUAAAUGGUUAAAUUUUUUAAUCGGUCAAAUUUAUAAAUACAAUGUCUAUACAAACUUACGGCGAUAAACCGGUUGCUUUUCAGCUAGAAGAAGGUGGAGAAUACUAUUAUGUCGGCUCAGAAGUAGGGAACUAUUUGCGGCUAUUUCGUGGUAUUUUGUACAAGAAAUACCCGGGUAUGACUCGCAUUGUGCUCUCCAAUGAGGAACGCAAACGUUUGGCGGAUUCCGGCCUAAGUCCACACAUAUUAGCUAGCUCAGUUUCAUUACUGCGAGCUUGUGAAGUAGACGAUAUUAUAGCUGGAAACGAUGAAAAGUAUAGAGCAAUCUCCGUAAAUACAUCGGAUGCACCGUUGCCACGUGAAAGCAAAUCUAAAAAACAACCCCAAUAUGUGCCGACAAUGCCCAAUUCCAGCCACCUAGAUGCUGUUCCUCAAGCUACUCCGAUUAACCGAAAUCGGAUACACACAAAAAAGAUUCGUACUUUUCCUAUGUGUUUUGACGAUACUGAUCCAACCGCGAAUCUUGAUAACGCAGCCCAAAAGGAAUGCUUGGUACCCAUACGAUUGGAUAUGGAGUUGGAAGGACAAAAGUUACGCGAUACAUUUACUUGGAACAAAAAUGAGAGCAUGACUACUCCAGAGCAAUAUGCAGAAGUUCUAUGCGACGAUUUAGACUUAAACCCAAUACCAUUUGUCCCAGCUAUUGCACAAGCUAUACGUCAGCAAAUCGAAGCAUUUCCCAGCGAAACGCCAAUUAUAGAAGAAAGUAGUGAUCAACGAGUUAUUGUUAAACUCAAUAUACAUGUCGGAAAUACCUCUUUAGUGGACCAGGUGGAAUGGGAUAUGUCGGAUAAAAACAACAAUCCUGAAGAAUUUGCAAUUAAAUUAUGCGCUGAAUUAGGUUUGGGAGGUGAAUUUGUGACAGCUAUAGCUUAUAGUAUUCGAGGACAAUUAUCUUGGCAUUAUCGGACGUAUGCGUUUAGCGAAGCUCCUCUAUCGACUAUAGACGUUCCCUUUCGAAAUCCUAGCGAUGCGGAUGCAUGGGCUCCAUUUCUCGAAACCUUAACUGAUGCCGAAAUGGAAAAGAAAAUACGUGAUCAAGACCGUAAUACUAGACGUAUGAGGCGCUUAGCCAACACUACUACGGGGUGGUAAGGACUUUCCUUGUCAUUUCGAAUCAGUAAAAAUUAUGGUCAUGAGUCAUUGCAUUGUUUGGUGUAUAAAUGUAAGCUUAUUAUUUAUUACACA
Glossina fuscipes is the source of this 1282-nucleotide messenger RNA. RefSeq names its product SWI/SNF-related matrix-associated actin-dependent regulator of chromatin subfamily B member 1 (gene Snr1). Bases 77 to 1189 code for a protein of 370 amino acids. Gene Ontology annotation, biological process: chromatin remodeling; regulation of transcription by RNA polymerase II. Gene Ontology annotation, cellular component: nuclear chromosome; nucleus. Gene Ontology annotation, molecular function: transcription coregulator activity. Lineage: Eukaryota; Metazoa; Arthropoda; Insecta; Diptera; Glossinidae. The record is from RefSeq and is a predicted model, not a curated record. The transcript has 2 exons.